Molecule: messenger RNA, 3222 nt
Organism: Penicillium cataractarum
Lineage: Eukaryota; Fungi; Ascomycota; Eurotiomycetes; Eurotiales; Aspergillaceae
Exons: 5
Coding region: 1-3222 (1073 amino acids)
Biological process (GO): regulation of DNA-templated transcription; DNA-templated transcription
Molecular function (GO): DNA binding; zinc ion binding; DNA-binding transcription factor activity, RNA polymerase II-specific
Source: RefSeq, a predicted model, not a curated record
AUGCUCUCGGAGACUGAGACUGACCAUGCGGAUGCCGGCGAUCUCACAGCCGACGUAAACUCCCCCAGAGACUCGGUGGAUCGCGAGCAAGGCCCAAAUCAUCAUGCCAGUGGAGACCGAGUGGAACAGGGUGCAGGUGCUGGCCAGGUUCAAUGCGCCGUUUGUAGCAGCACUUUUCGACGUCCGGAACAUUUAAAACGCCAUUUGCGCAGUCACACAAAGGAAAAACCUUUCGAAUGCGGGCAGUGUGGUCGCCAUUUUUCCAGGACCGACACUCUCCAUCGGCAUGAGUUGAGUCACCAUACCCCCGGAGGUGAGGGAGGCAAGGACCGCCCGCAUCGCAUCACCGUCAAGACUUUCAGGGCUUGCUUUAGCUGCGCAACAGCCCGAGUUCGAUGUAGCGGGGGCAUGCCGUGCGGGCGCUGCGAUACUCGCUCGCUCGAAUGUCAAUAUCCGACGGAACGGCGGUCUAAAGCAAGACUCCGCAAUGGAAGUUUCAAAGGGCCGUCAACUCUGGAGACGCUAGAAGCAGAUCCUCAGUCGCCUCAGAUCUCGUCGCCUCGGCCGAGUGGAAAUAUUGUGGCGCCCCAUGUGAACAACGAUAUUCCAUCUCAUCAACUUGGGCAAUUUUCGAUCAAUGGAAUGAUCGAUACUCCGGCAUCGCCCAAGACAUCAAUACACCCUUUCCCAAACCCCGCAGACCAUCCCUCGGGAAAUAAAUCAUCGGAUGGGCGGGGCUCCGUCGCAGGCCCUUCCAAUCCUCAACUCUAUACGCCAUCUGCCAACCCGGCUGCCGACGCCGCCACCUUACCACCGGGUGUGUAUCCUAGCGGAGAGUAUAACUCAGGAUAUGGCGAACUUCAAACUCCUGGAAUGCUUCCUGUGGGCACCACGGCUAAUCUCGUACCCGGAUUGAGGGAGGUUGAUGCUGGGAUGACAGGCCCGGGAGUUGACAUGGACAUAGACAUGACUGGAAACCCGGAGAUGGGAUUGGGGUUUGACCCCUCAAUCUUCGAUCAGUCAAUGUUAUCUACCAUCAAUUGGCUGCCAAAUGAGUUCUUUGCCGGCCCAUCAAGCGACCAACCCCAAUCCGCGAGGGUUCCACAGCAAUUUACCCCAGGCACCUUCCCGGAGAGCUACGCGGCGCGAUUCACCUGGCAACCGUCGGUGAUCAACGCUGACAAUAUAAGCUCCUCGGUCCCUGAAAACAAUACUCAUACUCCUUCCGGACCUCUUUCUCUAGGUACCGACAUGGGAAGUCCUAGGCGAUACUCUCAUGUCGGCAGCGAGUCAUCACCGCACGCCGAAUCAGUUGAUUCUGGAAAGCGUUCAGCAGACUUCUAUGUCGAUGGCGGUGGCGCCAGGCUUCCCAGGUACAGGAAAAAACAAACCCCCUGGUCUAAUUCUUCAACAGACCUACCAGCUACCACGGGGCAAGCAUUUCGCGAAAACAGCCCACGUCGAUUCGGCUUUCCCGGUAUGCAAGAAGUUCAGAUGGAUAAUAUCUCAGGGGAAGUGUUGCAUUCAAUUCGACCUAUCGAAGCCACGACUUAUGACGAAAUCUAUCGCAAUUUUCUUUUGCUCUGCCGAAAUGACAAUCCGUUCUUCGAGAUGUUCGAGACGGAAAACUUCCCAAGACCAGAAGAAUGUAACCGAUACAUUGCCUGCUACUUCGACACAUUCCAGGCUGUGUAUCCCAUCUUUCAUAUUCCGACCUUUGAUGUGAAUCAAUGCCACUGGAUUUUAGCUUUGGCCAUUCUAGCAAUCGGAUGUCAUUGCUCCAAUAUCCAUGAUGCCGAUCAAUCCACAGCCGCCUUUCACGAGAUGCUUCGACGGGCCAUACACAUUGAGAAAGGAAAGCGCCAUGCCGGACCCCUUCCUCUGGGUCUACUUCAGGCUAUACUGCUCAACUGUAUUGGGCUGCUCCAUAGCGGCAUUGAAAAAGACAAGCUAUCCGCAUUGAGCGCUUUCAAAGAACUUGUGAGUCUUGUGGCAGAGAAGAAACUGCUGGCUGCCUCGAAACCAUUGAGGGAGUCAAACAGAAUCUCGGGGGAAGUUUUAUGGCAAAAAUGGAUCGAUGAUGAGACUCGGAAACGAACCGGCUACUGUGUUUGGCUCGUGGACUGCACGCUUGCUUAUUAUCUCGACGAGAAACCGCUCCUAUCCUUGGAUGACGGACAAGCCGCGUUGCCCGCUCAUGAAAAACUUUGGCAGUUGAACUCGAUGGAAGAUUGGAAGCAGCUGUGGGAUCAGUCUAGCGUGAGCGAAUCCCUCUAUGAUUCUGUGCAUAUCCUGUACAUCGAGAAGAGACUUGUCUCUGGUAUUGGUGAAUUCAGCCACAUCCUUCUCAUCCACGCCUUGUAUCAUCGGAUGUGGGAAGUGGGCGACUACUUCCGCCGACCUCUAUCAUUUUGGAAUCCAACUGCCAAAAAGCAGUCUCGGGAGACUGCAAUACCUACGGGGUCCGUUUGGCUCCCUGGAAUCCCAUCAUAUUCUAAGUGGCGCAACAGCGCCUGUGAUUGCUUGGACAUCCUCCACUGGACCGCAAAUAGCACCAUUGCCAAAGCUGCCGGACUGGAACAUCCCACCGUUUUACAUCUCCACGCUGCUCGACUUGUUUUGCUGGCACCCUUCCGGGAGAUUCGAUCGCUUGCGACAUCUCUCGUGACGGACAAGCUCCGAUGGAGCAAAAGACAUCAAGCCAUUGAAUGGCAGUAUAUCUGGCGCUGGAUCAAGCAUGAUCAAUACAAAGCUCGGCUGUCGAUUAUUCAUGCUGGAGUGACCCUCUGGCACGUCAGAAGGUACUCCACGAACGCAUUUCACGAACCGAUCGCCGCAUUCCUUGCAGUCUUGACUCUUUGGGCCUACGGGUCCUGUCACGCUCAUGCGCCCCAAGAUUCAAGUCCGCACACUCAAACGUCUCGAAAUGAGCCCCUACAGGAGCCAAGCUUUAUUCAUUUAGAUCGACCAUGUGACGAUGAGCUAGUUCAGCUCUUCGUUCGUGAAGGCCACUCUAUGAGAGGCAAUGUGACGGGCGUGGGAGAUAUAUGCGCGCCCGAGGGCCCCGAGAGAAUUCUUCGAGUUGGCUGUGAAAUUCUUUCUGGAUUGAGUGCGUGGGGUCAGUCGAAGAGAUAUAUCUCUAUCCUGACUCGUCUAGCUGAUCUUGUGUCACGGGGUCCGGAAGGGGAGCAGAGCCGCAUUGGAAACACGGACGGGUGCUGA